GACGACGACAGUGAUGGAUCAUCAUCGAUAUCAAGUUCUGAAGAAGAUUCUGACCCUUCCUCCUCAUCUGACAAUGAUCAAUCUCCCCAAUGGCGCCGCAAGAGUAAGAAGAAAUGCCAACCUCGUGCCCGCCCCCUUAAGUGAGUUUUGUUGUCUUGUCCUUUGCGAUGACUUCUUUGAAGGAGUUGGUAUAGAUCAUCUUCAAUAUCCACUCAUGUCAGUCCGAAGUCACCAUCCAAGACCUUGUCGGAAUCAGAACAGCGACAUAUGGAGGAAGCCCUGGCAUCUAUACGAUUACGAGCUAGAUAUAAUGACCCUUAUGAAGACUGGGAAAGAAAUAUUCGGGGGGAAUCUUUCCGAACAGCCCGGAAGAAUCACGCCACCUCCCAGUCACUUCUUCAUGAUGCUCAGGACAAUAUCAGACGACGAGAAUUGGGCCUGCUUCAAGAGAAACGCGCGGAGGAGCAGCGUGCCGUUGACGCGGAACUGUCCGAAUGGAGGUCCAGACAUCAACAAGACGAAGCUGCAAUGCGUCAACAGUGGAAAGAACGACAGGAUAUAUUAUGGAAACGAAUAGAUGCAGCAAUUGCGCUAGAUGUUGACAAAUUCAAAAAGAAGAUGGAGGAGGAGCAGCGUAUUCGUGAUGAGGAACAGAGAAAGAUCAAAGAAGCCGAACUGAAACGGCGGCUGGAGGAGGAGAAGAAACGUGCGGAAGAGGAGAAGAAGAAGCAAGAGGAGGAGGAGGAGAAGAGGAAAAAGGAGGAGGAGGAGCGAAGAGAGAGGGAGGAAAUGGAAAGAGUAGAGGCUGAGAAGAAGGUUAGACAAGAGAAACUCGAGGCUGAGAAAGGAACGAGAGAACAAUUGGGCAUGAGUACUGCAGACCACGAUUGGCGUGAGGCUAGGAAGACUCUACAGGCGCUCAAGACUGAGGUUCUUUCUAUUGUUAAGAACAAGCACGGGAACUCAGCGGAGAUGAAAUUGAGUUGGGGUACCUUUCGUCGUCAAAUUACCCCCAAGAUGGGACAAUUAACGCAUGAUGAAGCUACUAUUAGCCGCAUUUCAACACAGCUCGUCCAAAUUUUGUUACCUCCACAAGGACAUCAUCCAGCCAUUUAUGCUGCACUUUUAUCCACACUUGCCAAGGCCAUCAUUCUUCAGGCCGAAACCGAAGUCACGGCAGAGAAGAAAUCCGCUUAUCCACUAUCCAAAGUCGCAUUCAACCUCCUUGAGACCCUGGACGGCUUCGGCCAGGUCUUCUGGGCGCGGAUUGUGGCUCGAACUGGGGGCUGGGCUGUGCCUACUCUCAUCGGCGACAAAGAUUGGGAUGAGAAACCGUGGAGUGACGCGGUCGAGAAGAAGAAAGCGAUGGGAUAUCGGCAGUUGACAGCUAACGACGGCGAUCUGGUGUGGGAGACUGAGGAGAUGUAUAUCUUGCGGUUAACCGGGGUUAUGAGAGUAUACCUUGGUAUACUGGCGAUUCAACCACAAAAGGGCCCGUUGAAUGGGUCGAUGUGGCGGACGCCAAUGUUUUGGGUGUGGAUUGCUAGGCUGCUUGGCUCGGAUGGAGGAGGAUGGGCCAUGCUAGAACGGGCAAUUGGAGCAGAGCUUUUGGCUACCGGCCUGUCUGUUCUCGGGUCCAAUGCGAAGGAUAUGUGGGGCCAACAGUUUGUGAAAGUGUUGGCGCUUAUCCGUGAGGGCACUAUUACGGGGAUGGGCGAUGGCAAGAAGAUUGGGGGUAGUACUCCGGAAGGCUCUGCAGCGAGGGCGAGAGUGUUGUUAGAGGUCGAGCGAAUUAUGGGACCAUAGAUACGAGCCGAGCUCCAUUCCAGGACUCUCUCCUUUGUCUGACUACCAUUUUCACGGCGCAUUUAGUACUCAAUUGCAGACUCGAUCAAUAUAUGGCGGCGACCAUCCAUACAUUCUAUGCUGAAGGUAC
This is a messenger RNA of Guyanagaster necrorhizus, 1936 nucleotides long. RefSeq lists its product as uncharacterized. Bases 268 to 1806 code for a protein of 512 amino acids. Gene Ontology annotation, cellular component: cytoplasm; nuclear pore; nuclear pore cytoplasmic filaments. Gene Ontology annotation, molecular function: inositol hexakisphosphate binding; translation initiation factor binding; phospholipid binding. NCBI's taxonomy places the organism in Eukaryota, Fungi, Basidiomycota, Agaricomycetes, Agaricales, Physalacriaceae. The transcript is spliced from 5 exons. The record is from RefSeq and is a predicted model, not a curated record. Gene Ontology annotation, biological process: poly(A)+ mRNA export from nucleus.